Molecule: messenger RNA, 2442 nt
Organism: Coregonus clupeaformis (lake whitefish)
Lineage: Eukaryota; Metazoa; Chordata; Actinopteri; Salmoniformes; Salmonidae
Gene: znf276
Product: zinc finger protein 276
Exons: 11
Coding region: 302-2140 (612 amino acids)
Biological process (GO): regulation of transcription by RNA polymerase II
Cellular component (GO): kinetochore; nucleus; chromosome
Molecular function (GO): chromatin insulator sequence binding; zinc ion binding
Source: RefSeq, a predicted model, not a curated record
UUCAAUAGAAACCGUUUCCAGUUCGUGCUUUACGAUAUUGUGUUACUGUUAAAAUCUACAAUGUAUAUUUUACUAAACCACCAACCAACUAAGUAUUCAAAUUACAAAUGACUGCUAGAAUUUGAGGCGAAUCGUGUUCUCCUUAUUGGAAGUCGCAGCUGUAGGUUUCAAACCAACGUUGGGUUUUAAACAGCUAUACAAAUAACAGCGCUCCCCAUGUAAGGCUCAAGUUACUUUGAAAGCUACUGCCACAUUAUAUUUACAGGACUUUUCUUUAGGAUCCUCUUUAGGACUCUGUGUAAUGAAGAAGAGAGGGAGACGAGCGCGGCUACCCGAUGUGGCAGCAGGACAGAGAAGCCAUACUCAGUCAGUGGCUGGGGUCAACAAACCUGCUGGGCGGCGAGAAAGACCCAAGAAUGCUGUGAAAACAACUCCACCAUCAGUUGCAUGUGAUGGAGGUUUCGAGGAUGUUGGUCAAAGUGACAGAUCUGCAAGAUUACAAUUGAGCACAACAGUGUCAGUUGUGGAGAUAGAAGGGGAGGAGCAUCCAGAGAAUAUAUCAAAGAAAUCAGGUAUGGGCAGACUAAGCACUGCAUUCUGUCGACUCUGUCAUGGAAAGUUCUCACCUCGGAGGCUGCGGCAUGCCUUCGACAAGUGGCCAGGGGAGCUGGAGGAGGUCCCUGACCAGGCAGAGCCAGCCCAGUCGCCCCUGCUUUUCUACACAGACUUUCAGCGCCUAGUGGGAGUGCCACUGAACCGUGACCCACGUCUCUCACAGUUUGUCUGCAAGAACUGCCACACAAAAUUCUACAAGUGCCACACUAUCCUGCUCACAUUUCUGCAGAGGGUAAACCUCUUGCCAUCUGUGAAUGUGCACACCAGAGACAGGAAAAGUUCAGAGUGCUCUCAAUCAACAGUGGGUCCCAGCUUGUUGUCAUCCUCCAUCCCCUCCGAUCCCAAGUGUCUCCACAGCCUGGUGUCCUGGGCCCACCACCAUGCAGAGGACUGCCGCUCCUGCCCUGACCUGAAAGAAGUGCUGGAGGGGCAAUGCUGGGGCUCAGUAAGGGCCGUCUGGGGGUGUGUGGAUGGACAUAGUUACAUGAUGGACACACAGACCAGAGCAAAUCCUGGACACAAUGGGAGUGAUCCCCAACUGGAAGGUGAGGAGCAGCCCAGAGGGAACCGAACCCCUGUCAACACAACCAUGGCCCAGCUCAGUCCAGAUGCUACCCCACAGACUCAGAGCUCCAUCAACACUGAUGCUACUAACACCAGUGCAGAUGAAUUUGUCUUUGGUAAGGAGACACCCUCCCCUGCACCAGCCCCACUCAUGGACAGGACAGGUGACAUUGACCUAUCUGACAGGAACAUGUCCAGUGAGGAUGAGUUGGAAGAGAAAAGGAAAAAUGGAUCCUCUGAUGAAUUAUUUGAACCAUACCCAGAGAAGAAAGUUGCCUCCCCGAAGAAGAGAACCAGAAGAAAAGAAGCAAAAACUCCCAAGGAGCCUAAAGUUAGAAAGAAGCCAGGACCCAAGCCUGGCUGGAAGAAGCCAAUCAAGUCAGAAAGAGAGGAGCUGCCCAAUAUCUACAAAUGUCCAUACCAGGGCUGCUCAGCUGUGUACCGAGGCGCAGACGGCAUGAAGAAACACAUUAAGGAGCACCAUGAAGAGGUCCGUGAGCGACCCUGCCCUCACCCUGGCUGCAACAAGGUCUUCAUGAUUGACCGCUACCUGCAGCGACACGUCAAACUCAUCCACACAGAGGUGAGGAACUACAUCUGUGACCAGUGUGGUCAGACCUUCAAGCAGAGGAAGCACCUGUCUGUGCACCAGAUGCGCCACUCAGGGGUCAAGCCACUACAGUGUGAAGUGUGUGGUUUCCAGUGUCGCCAGAGAGCGUCACUAAAGUACCACAUGACCAAACACAAGGCAGAAGCUGAUCUGGAAUUUGCAUGCAAACUGUGUGGAAAGCGCUUUGAGAAGGCCCACAACCUCAACGUCCACAUGUCCAUGGUGCAUCCCCUCACACUAGCAGCUUCCGGAGGAAACAUCGACAGCGCCUCCAACCCUGCUAUCAACCCUGCUAUCACCAACAUACAGAGCAUCACAGAGACUGGGGAACUGAACCCGUACACCAGUUGACCGACUUGAUUAGGCCUGUGACCCUCAAGGAGCUGUAACAACCACAACGUCCUCUAAACCACAAAGUACAACAGCCACGGGAUGAUUUUUGUCUGAGCGGAUGGUCAGUGGGCCAGAACAUAAUUAUAAUAACCACAACUAAGCCCAAAAAGUGAUUGUAUUUGAAAAUAACAAUAAUUUCGUAGAUUGAUUACAUUGAAUAUUCGUGGGGAUACUUGGGAACAGAUUUCCUACAUUAAACUCAUUUAUUAAAAAUAAAUCGCUCGCGGGCCGUUUUUGGCCCGCCAGCCGCCUGUUGCCGA